GCCCGUUGCUGGUAUCUUGACUGGUGGCUGCGAGGCAGAGGCUCGAACUCCCACAGGCUCCUUGGGACUGGCCGCCUCCUCGUGGGUCUCCCCCUUCAUGGCCUUGGAAAGACUUUCCUCCCGACCGGAAGUGAGGACCGCUGGACCCGAAUCGAUAGUACCAUCGCUGGCCAGAGUGUCAGCAGCUUGGAACCGCAAGAAGGACGAGGAGGGCACACAGGAGCAUCCGCUUCGGAUAGUCAUGCUGUCGACCCUGCUGGAAGUGAUGAUCGAAAGAGCUCAAGCGGCGGUGGAGCCGACACGCUUGGAGGCCUCUGCCCAGGCGGGUCUCAUCCUGAAUCAGGGGGACGAACCCUUUUGGCCGUCUCUACGCUGGAACCCAGCCCGCCGAGUCGAGGAAAUCGUGUCGAGCGAGGAAGCGAGACCCCUGGAGCAUUCCAGACUGAUGAGAAAGCUCAACCAGGUCCGGGAUACGAUCAAUCCCGAGAACAUAUUGCGUUGCCACGGCUACCACUCCAUCUCCGAGAACAUGACGGGGGACACCUGGCGACUACUCCUGGAGAUAGAGACUGUUGGCGAGGAAGCACAGAAUCUUCAUGCUUGGCUUCGGAGGAUGAUCAACUGCACAGCAUGGAAGCUUAUAGGCGGUCGAUUUCGCCGCGAACGGCUGGGUCGCUCUCCGCUAGCCAAUCGGCUGGCGGAGCUCCUGGGCUAG
Messenger RNA from Symbiodinium necroappetens, 715 nucleotides. NCBI's taxonomy places the organism in Eukaryota, Dinophyceae, Suessiales, Symbiodiniaceae. The record is from the annotation of a GenBank genome assembly.